CUGGAAGCUCGACAGCUCGGAAGCUGCUGAUCGACCAUGACGCCGGCCGCGAUCCCAACACAGUCGCGAAGAUGAUGCCCCGGCAACCCUAUGCGCCUACACCGCAUAGCUAUAUUCCCAAUACGACGCUCUCAGCGACCAUCAAUCUCGAUGAGGAGGUCAAGUUAGCCGACACCCGCGCCGAGCGCGACCUGCAGGAUUCUCUUGCCGAGAUAUUCAGCAUCAUUGUCACUCUCGAUGAGCUCGAAAAAGCCUUCCUCAAAGAUGCCAUCCCCGAAGCCGACUAUACCGAGAUUUGCGAGCGGUCUCUGAAGCAGUACAAGUCUAUCCUGGCCGACGAGACUGUGGCCAAGGCAUUUCGUGGCCUGGAGGAAUUCAAGGCAGAGUGGGAUCUCGAAGUCCCCCGCGCAACGGAGCGCAUCCGAGUCGGCAUGCCUUCAACAACCGUCACCGCCUCCUCGAGCGCCGCCCCGGCCCCGUCGGCCGCCGGUAACACGAGCGGCACUCUUAUCCUGGAGGCGACGCAGGAGUUCAUCACCUUCCUCGAUGCCGUCAAGCUGGGCCUGCUUUCCAAGGACCAGCUGCACCCCCUGCUCUCCGACGUCAUCCAGUCGGUCAACAAGGUGACGGACCGUGACUUCGACAGCAGGGGCAAGAUCGUGCAGUGGCUCAUCACGCUAAAUCAGAUGAAGGCCACGGACGAGCUGAGUGAACAACAGGCUCGCGAGCUCGAGAUGGAUAUCCAGCAGGCCUACCAGGGGUUCAAGAGUACUCUGACGUAGGAAGACGGAGCUAUCGAGCGGGAAUGUUGUGUUGCUCUGUUGAGAUGAGGAUGGAUGCCAAAGUAAAGCGAAUUCGCAUCAUCUGCUUUCCUUACUUUUGUUUUCUUUUCCCUACCGUAUUUGCCUGCCCUUUGAACCCCUAAUGACCAACCAUGCUUUUCAUGCCUCGUGAAGUGUACCGCAGUGAAGCC
This is a messenger RNA of Colletotrichum destructivum, 973 nucleotides long. RefSeq names its product Putative vacuolar protein sorting-associated Vps28. The record is from RefSeq and is a predicted model, not a curated record. Gene Ontology annotation, biological process: protein transport to vacuole involved in ubiquitin-dependent protein catabolic process via the multivesicular body sorting pathway. Gene Ontology annotation, molecular function: protein-containing complex binding. Gene Ontology annotation, cellular component: ESCRT I complex. Bases 72 to 782 code for a protein of 236 amino acids. NCBI's taxonomy places the organism in Eukaryota, Fungi, Ascomycota, Sordariomycetes, Glomerellales, Glomerellaceae. The transcript is spliced from 3 exons.